Molecule: messenger RNA, 743 nt
Organism: Epinephelus lanceolatus (giant grouper)
Lineage: Eukaryota; Metazoa; Chordata; Actinopteri; Perciformes; Serranidae
Source: RefSeq, a predicted model, not a curated record
AUGACAGCUGCCUUUAACUGCAAGAGGCAGCCAGAAUUUUGCCUGGAUUAUGGCAUUCGCUGCAGCAGCUGUGCAGUUUCAGCUGUCACCCACCGUUCUGUAAAGGACAAGAAGCCAAUCCCGACACAGAAGUGGACAAGUCAGUACUUUGGUCGAGGAUGCUGGACAGACUGGUUCGACAGAGACAACCCCUCUGGAACUGGAGACUGGGAAGACCUCUCCAAUCUUCGCAAAGAGAACCCAGGGAAGAUCUGCGCUAAACCACUGGAUAUUGAAGCCAAAACUCUAUUUGGACUCAGUCCAGCUGCAGCAGGGGAGAUUAUUCACAAGAGUGACACAGUGUCAGGAUUUGUCUGCAGAAACCAGGACCAAUCCAGGAAUAAGAAGUGUAAUGAUUAUCGUGUUCGCUUCAGAUGUCCUUCAUCUUUCUGUGAUAGAAGAGUGUGCUGGACCAAGUGGUAUGACCGGGACGAUCCAGGUGGAUCAGGGGACUGGGAACUUUUGAGUAACCUGAAGAAAGAAAACCCAGGACAAAUCUGUGACAGCCCACUGCAGAUUGAGGCUGUUACCACUGACAACAUGACCCCAGCCAUCUCCACAGGGGAGAUCUUCUUCAGCUACAGCCCAAUUAAGGGAUUUGUUUGCCGCCAAGAGGACCAAAAAUCCCGUAGGUGCUGUGACUACAAAGUUCGAUUCAGAUGCCCAUGCAAAUGAUGACGCUCUGACUCCACAGCCGACGCAAG